Molecule: messenger RNA, 1182 nt
Organism: Phytophthora sojae
Lineage: Eukaryota; Oomycota; Peronosporomycetes; Peronosporales; Peronosporaceae
Exons: 3
Coding region: 1-1182 (393 amino acids)
Source: RefSeq, a predicted model, not a curated record
AUGGCGUCUUCAUUCAUGUAUUGGGAUAAAGGUACAGUGUAUCGGGCUGCAAUCACGGAUACGAGUGUAUCGACGCUGGUAGUCACUGGGGCUUCCAGCAAUACGAUCUAUGUGCACACAAAUGACAUUCUGCUGGCCUCCUAUAUGCUGUCUGCACAACCGGCCGAAAUCUUUGUGCUCGUGGCUCAACAGAAAGCUUUUAACGCCGGUAUUACGUGUAUCCUCGAUGUCAGGUGGUGCAUGUGUGAAGAAAGCUCGGACAAACGAUCAUUCUUUAUGUUGGAAUUUUCAAGCAGCCUGGACAACGCUACGUUUGAACUCCUCUUGUGUACGUCGUUUGCACAUACUUUUCUAUUUGUACGCGCUGACCGAAAACUAACACUGAAUUCGGAUGGUUUGGCAGCAUUUAAUCACGUGGGUCACGCAUAUGUUGGAGAUUUUAUCCGUGUGCACGCUUCGACUAACUCGCAGGAUCAAGUACUCCUCCUGAACGAAGUAUCUGGCAUUUCUGGGUCAAAUAGUUGCGAUAUUGCGAGCGAUGGAGGGCUCGAUAUGGGCACCGAAGAUGAACAACUUGUGAAGCGCAGUGUCCUUAUCAUGCAAAAAGUUGCAACACCGGAAGUGAAGCUUGCUUGUCAUCGACUGCGGCUGCGAGAAGGAAAGAAAUCCAAGCACGAAUCACGCUCCAAAAAGCGUCCCAGCAACAUUAAGAAAGAGAGUUCUAAGGGGGGCCAUGCAGGUUCGAAGCCACAACCAUUCCUCUACAUUGAGCGAACCCAAAAGGCCUCAUCUCGCGACAGGGGCGCUAUUCGCGCCGAAGACAGAACUGAUGGCGUUGAAGGUGCCCCCACUGCUUCGCAUGCACAGCUUGGCAAGCUGACCGAUUCUCUCACAACACGUCUGGACAAUGGAUUGCAAGAGUUAGAGCGUUUACAGAUGAUCGUGAACGAUAGGCGCUGCCUUGCCCGCCAGCUUAAUCAGCUGAUGGUCCGAGAAUGGCGACAGCAGCAGCAAACGGCAUAUUCCAGCAAGGAGAAUUCGCUGCUGGCGACUCUAGAUACUGGCAGCGGCAGGCAGUAUCGACCCUCAGGUCUAGAUCUAGAUAAUGUGGCAAAAUGUGUUGUUCGCGGCCGCCGCCAGCUCCGCCGGCACGCUUCGAGCCGCGCACGCGACCGGCAUUAG